Messenger RNA from Cimex lectularius (bed bug), 1271 nucleotides. Its product is annotated as protein D2-like. The transcript is spliced from 6 exons. Lineage: Eukaryota; Metazoa; Arthropoda; Insecta; Hemiptera; Cimicidae. The record is from RefSeq and is a predicted model, not a curated record. The coding region runs from base 577 to 1113 and encodes 178 amino acids.
AAAGAAUGGCGAGGAUAGUCUAUCAGGGCUUAAUUUGUAUUAAAAAUAAAAAAAUAUUUUUGGAAAAUCCUCGUUCAUCCUGGAAACCAAAAAGACCAAAACUUGAUCAAUGCUUUACAAUCAACUUAUUUUUAUACUUAUUAGCACAAAAACCCGUAAAUUGCCUAAUGCUUAUGGUUACUGUUGAAAGCUAGCUGAAAGUCACUUCCUUUCUAAAUAAACAAACGUAAACGCGAUAGCCAUCUAGAUAGAUUUUGUAAAAAUAUUUUUUUGUUAACUCUAGUUAUAUUUUUACAAGACAAAACAAAGUAAAUAUUUUUCAAAAUCAGCCGUCGGUUAAAAAUUUGAAUUUUUGUCGUGAUCGACUGGACGGUAGCUAUAGCUACCCGAAAGCAUCUCGUCUCCAGGAGAAACAUCGCUUAGAGUCAAAUUUUUAUUAUUUAUUUAUUAAAGAAAAGUAUUCUAUUUGUUGUAAAUGCAAGUUCUGAGAGAAUAUGGCGUCGUGCCAGACGUUAUCGAUAGGAUAGUGGGCGAAAAAGUAGAGGGUUUUAGGUAAACUACAAGCAGGGAAGAGCGAUGGUUGAACUUGGAAAUAUUCUCACACCUACCGACACGAAAAACCCUCCUAUUUUAAAAUGGUCAUCAGAUCCCAAUGCUCUUUACCUUAUUUGCAUGAUUGAUCCUGACAUGCCGAAUCCGUCAAAGCCAAGGCUGAAAGAAUUUCAGCAUUGGGUCGUCGGAAAUAUACCAGGGGACGAUGUACCGACUGGCGACGUGCUCACUGCGUAUAUUGGUCCAGUACCGCCUCAGGAUGGUGGUAUCCAUAGAUAUAUUUUUCUUGUGUAUAGGCAAAAUAAAGAAUUGGGGUUUGAAGAGCAAAUUAUAAUGAAAAGUGAAGGUGCGGCAAGAGCGAGAUUCAAUGUGGGUUUGUUCGCACGAAGGCAUCAACUCGGUGAACCGAUAGCGGUGAACUUUUUCAGAGCUCAGUAUGACAGCCAAGUGAACAUUGAGAUGAAAUCCUUCAGUGAUUCCAUAUACAGCGAAUCAACCGACAUCGACCAAGUGACUUUUAAGCAUGUAAAGAGGCAGGACAAAUCUGUGAGCCAGAAUUAGCAUCAUUUUUUUAAACAUUUUGAUAAACUUCAUAAAAUAAAUUACAUAAAAUGUACCUGUUCUUAUAAUUAACAAAAUAAAAUAAAAAUAUGAAAAGGUGGUACCUACAGUUUUACUUGUAGAUAUAGUCAAUAAAAUAAUUGUUUUCUUAAAAGUUU